Cicer arietinum (chickpea) is the source of this 646-nucleotide messenger RNA. RefSeq lists its product as uncharacterized. The record is from RefSeq and is a predicted model, not a curated record. Lineage: Eukaryota; Viridiplantae; Streptophyta; Magnoliopsida; Fabales; Fabaceae.
UUUUUUCAUCUACCCAAAAUUCAUUUCCGCCUACAGAACCCCAAAGUUUAAGUUAGAGCCAAAAUGUUUAAAUUACUUAUUUUAUCAUUGGAAUGCCUAAAUCCUUAGUUCUGCAACAUCGACGCCGGCGAAUAGCAGCAACGACAACAACCACGACGGCGGCAACAACCAUUAUCACGUCGACAACACUAUUCCUUGGCUACAGCAACAUCUGUGAUGACAUCGCCUCCUCUCUCACAAUCGUUUUCACACCAUCCCAUUAUUUCUCUACUGGAGCCGAAUCUGGAAUUGGUAUUGCGUUUUCACGUAUUUGUUCAUGGAUUGGUACAUAUUUUGAGCUAAAGGGAAACACAACUCAAAGAUAUCAGUGUCAAUCUUUUUGCUUAUGCAACUGGAUCAACGCUCUUACUGGAAAGAUUCUAGGUCAGUUGGAGGACAUAUAUCUCUGUGCAGUGUAUACAGUUGGUGUGAGCUUUCACCGGAGAGAUUCAUGCCCAACAUUUGACUCAUGUACAAUUUUAACUUCUUACACUUAAAUUCAACAAAUAACUUGUAUCCUAUUGUAUCUCUUGUCCCUCAAACAUACUCCUUUUAUUUUCUAUUUCUAAAAUGUGUUACAGAGAACCAUUAUUUUAGAGAGAAAAAG